GCUGCCUCUCUCCGCCUGGGCGAGCCUACACGCGGAGCCUCGAGCGGCUGAUUUGCCAGGCGGAACCAGCCUCAACUCAAGUAGUCACCAGGCAGCCAAGGUCCUCUCAUUGGGGUUUCAGAGCUUCAGUUCUCCGCUGUUUUUGCCUUCUCUUCCAGUCUUAGAACAGUCCAUUAGGUACGAAGAAGCUUUACUUCUGUAGACAGUACCCUCCACCCGAUUCGUGUCGCGAAAAGUCCGCCUGUCAUGCCGAAGGCAGCCAAGGGCAAGGAAAAGGGCGGGAAGAAGAAGAAGGACCCGAACGCUCCGAAGCGGCCGUUGGCUCCAUACAUGUUCUACUGCAAAGAGCAAAGAGAAGUCGUGAAGGCCAACAACCCAGACGUUUCCUUCGGAGAGCUCGGGAAGAUUUUGGGAGCUCAAUGGAAGGAGUUGGACGACAAGGAGAAGAGGCCAUACAUGAAGAUGGCGGAGGACGACAAGAAAAGAUAUCAAGACGAGAUUGAGAGCCUUGAACCGGCAGACGACGAGUGAAGGCUUCAAACAGACGCGGCGCGUCCUAUGAAGUUUUUCUGUCUAUAAGAGCUGGCGUUCUUCAACUAAACGCUGAGGUGUACCUGCGUUUUCUGAAGAGUGCUGGAGCUCUCAAGGCCAACCAAAUUAGCUUUGUUGACUGGUUUUUGUUUUUGUUUUCUAUAUAGACUAGCCUGCUCAUGUCUAACACCAUUGUGUCUUGAAUUUACUAGUGGAUGUCUCCAUUCAUACCGCUAUUAAGACAUUUAUUUC
Messenger RNA from Closterium sp. NIES-67, 783 nucleotides. NCBI's taxonomy places the organism in Eukaryota, Viridiplantae, Streptophyta, Zygnematophyceae, Desmidiales, Closteriaceae. The record is from the annotation of a GenBank genome assembly.